This is a messenger RNA of Anas platyrhynchos (mallard), 8944 nucleotides long. It is a transcript of the gene XRN1, whose product is annotated as 5'-3' exoribonuclease 1. Gene Ontology annotation, cellular component: nucleus. Lineage: Eukaryota; Metazoa; Chordata; Aves; Anseriformes; Anatidae. Gene Ontology annotation, molecular function: RNA binding; 5'-3' RNA exonuclease activity. Gene Ontology annotation, biological process: rRNA catabolic process; nuclear-transcribed mRNA catabolic process. The record is from RefSeq and is a predicted model, not a curated record.
GUCGCCGCGGGGCGCUCUAUGGCGCGGGCGGGCGGGCUGUCAGCGCGGCGCGCCGGAAGGAAGCGGAGCGGGGCCGGCGGCGGGGCGCGUUGGGGCGCGGGGCGGGGGGGCCAUGGGCGUCCCCAAGUUCUACCGCUGGGUGUCGGAGCGGUACCCGUGCCUCAGCCAGGUGCUGAAGGAGCACCAGAUUCCAGAAUUUGACAACUUGUACCUGGACAUGAAUGGCAUUAUACAUCAGUGUUCACAUCCAAAUGAUGAUGAUGUUCACUUCAGAAUCUCAGAAGAUAAGAUUUUUGCUGAUAUUUUUCACUAUUUGGAAGUACUGUUUCGCAUUAUUAAGCCAAGGAAGGUUUUCUUCAUGGCAGUUGAUGGUGUAGCUCCAAGAGCAAAAAUGAAUCAGCAGCGUGGGAGACGUUUUAGAUCAGCAAAAGAGGCAGAGGACAAAAUAAAAAAGGCAUUAGAAAAGGGAGAAACUCUACCUACUGAAGCCAGAUUUGACUCCAACUGUAUUACACCAGGAACUGAAUUCAUGGCUAGAUUGCAUGAACAUCUUAAAUAUUUCGUCAACAUGAAAAUUUCUACAGACAAAUCCUGGCAGGGAGUAACAGUCUAUUUAUCAGGCCAUGAGACUCCAGGGGAAGGAGAGCAUAAAAUUAUGGAGUUCAUCAGAUCAGAAAAAGCAAAGCCCCAUCAUGAUCCAAACACAAGACACUGUCUCUAUGGCUUAGAUGCUGAUUUGAUUAUGCUGGGAUUAACAAGUCAUGAGGCACACUUUGCGCUCUUAAGAGAAGAAGUCAGAUUUGGUGGUAAAAAAUCUCAAAGAGCAUGUGCACCAGAGGAAACCACAUUUCAUUUACUGCACUUAUCACUGAUGAGAGAAUAUAUUGAUUAUGAAUUUUCACCAGUAAAAGAUAAGAUUCCAUUUGAAUAUGAUAUUGAAAAGAUAAUAGAUGAUUGGAUCUUGAUGGGUUUCCUUGUAGGCAAUGAUUUUAUUCCUCAUCUACCUCAUUUACACAUUAAUCAUGAUGCACUGCCGCUACUUUAUAGAACAUACAUGGCUAUCUUGCCAGAACUGGGAGGUUACAUAAAUGAAAAUGGGCAUCUGAAUUUAAAACGCUUUGAGAAGUAUCUCAUGAGAUUGUCAGAUUUUGAUCGUGAACACUUUAGUGAAGUCUUCGUAGACCUAAAAUGGUUUGAAAGUAAAGUAGGCAAUAAAUACCUCAAUGAGGCAGCUGGUAUUGCAGCAGAAGAAGCCAGAAACAAUAAACAGAAGAAACAGAAGGCUCAGGAAAAUUCUCUAUGUUUGGCUGCAUUAGAAAAAAAUGAAGUUGUGACCUCUAGAACUGUGUUGGAAGAUGAACCAGAAGAUGAUGAUCUGUUUGAAACAGAGUUUAGGCAAUACAAGAGAACUUACUACAUGACUAAAAUGGGCGUGGAAGUAGUUUCUGAUGACUUCCUGGCUGAUCAAGCUGAAUGUUAUGUCCAGGCAAUACAAUGGAUUUUGCAUUAUUAUUACCAUGGAGUUCAGUCAUGGAGCUGGUAUUACCCAUAUCAUUAUGCACCUUAUCUGUCAGAUAUUCGCAACAUCAGUGAACUCGAAAUCAAAUUUGAACUGGGAAAACCUUUCAUGCCAUUUGAACAGCUUCUUGCUGUACUUCCAGCAGCUAGCAAAGACCUAUUACCUAAAUGUUACCAGCAUUUGAUGAUUAGUCAAGACUCUCCUAUUAUAGAAUAUUAUCCACCAGACUUUAAAACUGACCUGAAUGGAAAACAGCAAGAAUGGGAAGCUGUGGUAUUAAUCCCUUUUAUUGAUGAGAGACGACUGCUGCAGGCCAUGGAACCAUGUAAUAAGUACCUAAAAGAAGAGGAGAAACGCAGAAAUACUCACAGUGCCUGCUUAAUGUACUGGUAUGACAAAGAUGCAGAGUUCCAGUACAUGUCUCCUUGGCCAGAGAAAUUUCCUGCAAUUGAAAGGUGUCAUACCAGGUAUAAAACAAUACCUUUGGAUGCUUGGCAUGUAGAAAUUACCCAUAAUCAAAUAACUAAAAUCAACAAGAGUGCAUUAUAUUUUUGUGGAUUUCCUACUUUAAAGCACAUUAAACAUAAGUUCUGUCUUAGAAAAAGUGGUGUGCAGGUGUUUCAGCAAAGCAGCCAUGGAGAAAACAUGAUGUUAGAAAUUGUAACUGAUGAAAACUCAAAAGAUCAAACAGUGGAAAAUGUUGCCAGUUUGAUACUUGGAAAGCUUGUUUUUGUUAACUGGCCACACCUGGAAGAAGCCAGAGUUGUUGCUGUGUCAGAUGGAGAAACCAAGUUCUACUUGGAAGAACCACACGGAACACAGAAGCUCUACAUGGGAAAUGCAGUGCCCCCAACUAAAGUGGCAUAUGUUGGAGAUAAGGAGCAAAGCAUGUGGUUAAAAGAAGUGCAAGGUCUUUCAGAGCAUUACCAGAGAAGAAAAGGAAUAAUUAUUCAUGAAACAUCAAUAGUUGUGUAUGCUCAGUUACUCACUGGCAAUAGAUACCAACUAAACCAAAAUGGUGAAGUGUAUUUGGAGAAGCAGUGGUCAAAACAAGUUCUUCCUUUUGUUUACCAAACUGUUGUCAAGGAUAUCAAAGCCUUUGACUCUCGUUUUUCAAACAUCAAAACUUUGGAUGACUUGUUUCCUCCUGGGAGCACAGCCUUUAUGCUGGGAUCUCCUUACUAUGGCUGCAUGGGAGAAGUUCAAGAUUCACGUGAUGUGAUCCCAGAAGGUAGAAUUCGUGUAGUUUUCAAUAUUCCUUGUGAACCUCAGCUUGAUCCUUUAAUACAGAAUCAGCAUAAAUACUCUGUGAAAUACAAUCCUGCAUAUAUUUUGGCCAGCCGUCUUGGAGUAAGUGGAUAUCUAGUCUCCAGAUUUACAGGGAGUAUCUUUAUUGGAAGAGGAUCAAAGAAAAAUCCUCAUGGAGAUCACAAAGCAAACGUGGGGCUGAACCUGAAGUUUAAUAAGAAAAACGAAGAAGUUCCUGGCUAUACUAAGAAAGUCGGAAAUGAAUGGAUGUAUUCUUCUGCAGUAGAACAACUACUUGCUGAGUAUUUAGAAAGAGUUCCUGAGUUGUUUAAUUAUAUAGCCAAGAAUAGCCAGGAAGAUAUAUUCUAUGAAGAUGACAUUUGGCCUGGUGAGGAUGAGAAUGGGGCUGAGAAAGUUCAAGAAAUUGUUGCCUGGUUAAAGGCACAUCCUGUCUCUGCGUUAUCUCGCUCAUCUUGUGACUUGCAAAUUUUGGAUGCAGCCAUUGUUGAGAAAAUUGAAGAAGAAAUAGAGAAAUGCAAGCAAAGAAAGAGCAACAAGAAAGUGCGAGUAACUGUGAAACCCCAUUUGCUAUACAGACCUUUAGAACAACAGAAUGGGGUUGUUCCAGACAGAGAUGCGGAGUAUAAGCUGUUUGAUCGUGUUGUCAAUGUGAGAGAGAACUUUUCUGUUCCUGUUGGUCUUCGAGGUACCAUUAUAGGAAUUAAAGGAGCUAGUAGAGAAACAGAUGUUCUCUUCGAAGUUUUGUUUGAUGAAGAAUUCCUGGGAGGCCUAACUAUAAGGUGCUCACCCGCCAGAGGUUAUCGUCUGCCAUCAAGUGCCUUAAUUAACCUGUCUCAUGGUAGUCGGUCAGAAAUGGGAAAUCAAAAACUGACAGCCAUAGUUAAACCUCAGCCAGCCGCAAAUAACUACAACUCAUAUGCAUCUGAUCUGUCGUCUGUAUGCUCACAAAAAGUGCAUCUGGGAGGCCUCAACCAUUCUCCUCGCUCCCUUUUUGUUCCUACUCAACAACUGAAUGGAAGACAGCAUUACAAUCUCAGGGCUGAAAAUCAGGGUACCUCCAACUCACCCCACAAAGGAUCAUUUUUGAGUGGCAAUCAGAAAAACAAAGCACAAAGUAAGCAAGAUGAUGAAUUCUGCAGUAUAUGGCAAUCAUUGCAGGUUUCUGGGAAGUCUUACCACACUCAGCAAAACAUACAUGAGAAGGGUGCAGUUCUACCUCAGGAAAUCAAGCUGGGAACUAGUAAUCAGUUCUGUAAGCCAGUCUUCAAUGACAGCAGCUUUAAAGGUCAGCAAAGAAAACAGGAGCCAUAUAAAAAAUUUAAAGAAGAUUCCAAAGUGACAAGAGGUGAAAAUCAGCCCCAUAAUAAAGUACCAAACAAACAGAAUUUUGCAGGUGUAAAUAAAUAUAAUGUCAAACUUCUGAAGAGAAAUGAAAGUCCCAAUGUCACUCAGAAGGCAGCAGUUGAUGGUCCAUGUACAGGUGGAAAGAAGGACAAUGAUCUUGAAAGUCUUCUAGCUUCUUUGAAAAUUUCCAAAGAAAAUGAAGUGCAGACUUACUCCAAGGAAGCAAGAGCUACAAAUGAAGAACAUCUGUCACCACAAUCAUUUGCUAUGAAAGGAACACAGAUGCUCAAAGAAAUUUUAAAGAUAGACGGCUCUGAUGUGGAAAUGAGGAAUGAAGUGAAAUCCCAAGUUAGUGAUGUUCCUGCUCCCCCAAGUAGACAGGAUUGCCAUGGAGCUGCUUUGCAAUAUAGACAACCAAAAAAAAUGGCUGCUUAUAUGAACAAGCCUCAUAGUACUGGAGGCGUUCAGAAUACACCAGCACUAGAAACUGGAGCUCACCCUUUUGUCGGUCCACAGCCUGCAAUGUCUACUCCUGUUUCUGAACUUUCGCGUAUUUGUUCUCUUGUUGGAAUGUCGCAACCAGAUUUCUCUUUUGUAAAAACACCACAGACUAUGACAGUUUGUCACAUAAAAUUAUCAAAUGGAUUGUUGGUUCAUGGACCGCAGUGUCAUUCUGAAGCUGAAGCAAAGGAGAAAGCUGCUCUUUUUGCUUUACAGCGUUUGAGCUCUAUAGGAGUGAACUUCACUUUGCCUCCACCUCCCCCCCCACCUGUGUUUCCAAAUUAUCAGCCACUGGGAGUUCAUGUACCACCUGGACCUAUUCCUCCAGUCUUUACACAACCACCUGCUAAUAUGAUGCCUCCGUCAUCCCACAUGUUUGGUCCAGUGUCCUGGGGAGCUCCAGUGCCUAUUCAUGGCAAACAUUAUUAUCCUGGUUCCUAUCCAGGAAACAUGUCUCUUGCAGGAACUAUACCAGUUGGCUCUCACAACCAGUUCAUACCUCUGCAGGUAACUAAAAAAAGGGCUGCUAGCAAGAAAAACUUUGAGCUCAAGGAGUUUCAGAGUUCCCCUCAAGCUGCACCACUAAAGAAUGAACAGCCAGUGUCUUCUGACCACAUUCAGCAAGAUAGCUCUUCAGCUCCUUUAAAAUCUCCUCAAGCUGCUCAAUCCACUGUUUCAUUUCAAGACAAUGUGGCUACUCCAAGUGUUCCUCAUAACAAAUCAACACCAAACACUUCCAGCAAGCGAAAGCCAAGAAAGCUGGCUGUCAAUUUUGGCGCACCAAAAUCUUCAGAAUAAAUAUGGUAGCUAGGUGUAUUUUAUUUUUAACUCUUCCCCCACUGUUAUGUUAUAUCAUUUAAAAAAAUCAGAAAGCUCUAUUAAAAAGACCAGCCACUUUACAUUUAGUAUAGAACAAAAUACAUUUUAUUUGCUAUGAAUUUCAGGUUGUUACAAAAACAGAAAAUGAUGUUAAAACUUAAUUAUUUUGACUUAAAUCAGGAAAAGGCAGGAAAUGCUGAGUUAAGGUUACCAUACCAUCCAUUGUGCCUAGGUUUCUGAACAGUGGCUUACAGACUAUACUGGGUAAGCAGCAAUAACAGUGGCAACCUUAAUUCAGAAUCACUGUGCUUUUUGAGUGGGAUAUGGAGCAGUAAUAAGUUGGGCAUCAAACAUUGCUUAGUAUGACACUUUGUAUUCUAGCUUAUUUUUAAAUAGUGUAAUAAGAUAAAAAGGAAUAAAUAUUUUAAGUGCAGUUUUCAUAAUGGAUCUCCAGAUCCUGUUGAGCUGAAUUAAAACUUAGCUACAGCAGAACUGCCAAAUUCGCUGUAAUUAUGAACUGCUAGGUUUUAUGCCGGGGGCAACAAUUUUACAGCUUUCAAAAUUCAGGUAUUGUUAUAUCUCUGCAACACAGUGUCAAGAUGUGGUUGCUUAUGCAGAAUCCGUUCCAGGAGAUAUAUUUAUAGGAUGUAUUGAAUAAAAACAUAGUUACGAAGUAGAGACCUCACUGGUAAAGUACUUCUUUUCUAGUUUUUUUUUUUUAAGCUAGCAGCACUGACAAUUCGUUUGUUUUCUGGUGAUAAAUUAACAUGGAUAUCUACCUAGCCCCCUAAAAUGCCAGUGAUAUCCUGAAAUUUGAUAAGAUGAGUAGAGUUCAAAGAUGUCCAUUUGUGUAGUAUGGCUGUCAAAAUUACGCUUCCUCAUAGUCCUUCCCUCCAAUGUACCCUGAAACCUCCUAUAUGGUGUUUUUUUUUGUUGGUUUUUUUUUGUGGCUAGGUGACUUUUAGUAUUUAUUUUUGGUUAUGCGAUAGAAGUUCUAUGUAGCAAAACUGUCAUGUCAUUAUGUUAUUAGAAACUUAUUACAGUUAGUUCGAUAACAAAAAGUUGACUUUUGUUCUUGGAGGGAGCUAUGUCAUAAGAACUAAUUACAUUAUGUGUAGUUCAUGUAGAAAAAAAAGAAGGCUCAGAGGUACCUGUACUAUUUUUUUUUUUACCCACGUGUACUGUUCUUACAUUAACGAGAAUUCUUCAGUUUAAGAAUUUGAAGCCUCAGUUGGUGCUGUUUACUGACAUUUAUUAGAUUUCAUUUUUCGUAGUUCUAAUCUGUUUGAUGAAAAAUAUUUUUCCUUUAAAACCAGCAGUUUAGAAAUAAAUUACAUUCUUGUGAUUCAUUUUUAUUGCUUCUAAACAGGUUUCAUAUUGGAUCUGCAAGUCUGUAGACUUUCAGUUCAACUUUCACAUUAUUAUUUUAUGGGAUUUUUAAAUAUUAAUUUCUUCAAAAUGAGCAGUAAGCCCUAUAAAAAGGGUCAUAGAGGUAAAAACAGGGCCAAGAAAUUUUACUUCAUUUUACUUAGUAUUACAAGUCUUGUAGAAUAGUCUAUAUACAGUCUUAAAAAUGCAUUUAUUUUGUUGUUUUCUUUAUAUCCACGUAGUUUCAAGAAGUUUUAAAGCCAUGUUCCAUGAAGGACAAGUUGUAUAUUUUGGUGAUUUAUUGUCAUUAACAAUGUGAUACUGAUAGGAUGUUGACAUGCCGAUAUUUCAGAAGUGUUUAUAUGAAAUUUUGUUAUGAGAGACAGAUGUUAGUCCCCUGUAUCCUAUAUGGAUUGCCUGAUCAUCAGAGACAAGAUCUGUUCAGAAAUUACUGUGAUGGAGAUUAGAGUGCAUUAGAUUCUAAUGCAUCGCCUGAUCUUCCAGAUUGCAGUCUCCUUUAAACUUCACCACAGGUGUCAUCAUAAAAGACUAAGUCAUUAUGAUUGCUGAAGUGUUGUGGUUUUACUUCUGAAAUUAGAUUUAAAAUACAGAAUUUGGAUAUAGCUGGAUAGCCAAUUCAUGCAGAUUUAGGAAAAAAGGUUAUGAAGGACACUAUACCACUAAUACCAGUAAAAACAGCAAUUUUCAUUACUCACUUCCUAUUUUCAGACUAACACCUCCUCCCUCUCUUGUGGUAGAAUUGCUGUAUUUAAUAUAUGUAGCUGGUUAAACACUUAAUUUCCGUAGCUGCUGCAUAUUGUAUUAGUCCCUGGGUUUUAGUAUAUAUAUUCUGUGAAACUGACUGCCUGGUGCCCAGUUAAUUACAGUUCUACAUGUCCUGGUACAUGUGACAUCUGCAUUGACCUAUGCCAUGUCCCCUAUAAUUUCAGUUUUAUAUCUUAAUGAGGUGAUUGUUUAAUUCAUACAGGUAUAAAUUUAAGCAUUUGUUUUACUCAUAGAUAUAAAGUAUUUUGUAAGCACUGGAAUUUUUCAUUAGAUCUUAUACAGAGCAGUAUUUUACUAAAAAUCCAAAAGGGAAGACUUUUAUGUGCGCAUUUUUGUAGUUUCUGAUUUUUUUAAAAUAACUUUUCAUUGUUUAUCUGCCAAGUGAAAUGUUUUAAAUUUGCAUAUGAAUGGAUACAGAAUGUAUUUUUUGUGCUGUUUAGUGUUAGUGUGCAUUUGCAGAUUUUUAGCAUGUAGCUGCACAAAGGACUGUGCAAAGAUAUUUUAAAAUAUGAAUAUAUGAUACACUGAAGGAAAAACAUUCAUAAGAGUUAAAUGCUAUAUAAAACUUUAAUGCAAUAGAAUAAUUUUAUAAACUGUGUCUGUGUCUGCUUGGAUUAAAUAUUGAAAAAAAAAAUACUUAUUUCCACUGUUUUAUUUUCAAAUACUAUAUGGGAACGUCUGUAUGCUCCGAACCAAUAUUUUAAGAUACAAAUUCACGUAGCCCAAGUUUUGUGAUUCUCAGAAGCAGCGACUGCCCACCUCCUGUGAGCUAUUUCUUGAUGGCUUUCAACUACUAUUCAGUUAAAGAUACAUAAUUUCUUAAAAAGGCUGUUGGGCAGUUUCCAGUCAAAAGCGUUUAACUAGAUGGUGAUCUUCUGAAAAUUCUUUAGCACCUGUCACCUGUUAGAUUAAAAAUAAAAUAAAGCUCAGUAAAGGCAGUAAGGUUACUUUCUAGCAAGUUCACUCUUAGUGGUUCUUAUCAAGGUGUGAAGACAGCUGAAAAAUAGGAGGAAUCAUGGGUACCUGGAAGUAUUUGAUAACCUAAUGUGAAACCCUGUUGUGUAUCUGGAGCAAAAUAUUAUGCUGAUAUCUCUGCUAAAAUAGAGUAAGAAUAGGUACCUCAUUUGUAACAAGGCUUUUGACUGAGACAUAAUGGCAGACUGUACUAAGACAGUGUAAUAUGUUUAAAUUUCUUCGAGAAAGAAAUGGCAAAUUCUAUUUUGUAAUUAGAUUUCUCCAUAAUAAUAGCAGGUUUUUAAAACAACUGCCAAAUUAAUGUUAUUAGAUUUUAAUCUUACUUUAGAGAGGGUAAAUAAAAUAAAUCCCUUUGCUUUUGUA